CACGAAAGGUGCGCUGGAGGCGAAGGGAAUGUCGAAAGCGGCUGGCGGCGUCGAGGUCUUUCUCGGAGGAGGGAACACUCGCAGGUUUUCUCGCUCUCUCCCUUUUUUUGUUCCUCAUUGCCGCCGGCUGACGAGGGAUGCCGGCAAUGCAGCAGCUCUCCCGCGGAAAGGCAAAAUUGCAUACAUCGCAGAGCGUCACUUCACUCGCUGCGCGGCCACGUCGGAUGCAACGCCGGCGCUCCCGGAGUCCCAGCGACGUUUUGCAUCGCUUGGCCUGAAUACUAGGCGCGAACUCGGCAGUGAAGCGCUGCCCAUCCGGGGUGUCACAGUCGGACGAUACUGUCGGCUGCUAAGCGGCCCGUACAGUGAUUCCCUCUUCGUGACGUCUGCGGCCACUGCGACCAGAAUCAUGCAAGCUUCGCACCUGGUGAGCCGGUUCACGGUCUGGGACUACGUGGUGUUCAGCGGCAUGCUGUGCGUCUCAGCAGCGAUCGGCAUCUACUACGCCGUGAUGGGCGUCCGCAGAAAGGCCACCACCGACGACUUCUUGAUGGGCGGCCGCAGCAUGAGCGUCUUUCCCGUGGCGCUUUCCAUCCUGGCCAGCUUCAUGUCAGCCAUCACGCUGCUCGGCACAGCCUCCGAGAUGUACAUCUACGGCACGCAGUACCUGUUCAUUAUCUUCUCCUACUGCCUCGUCAUCCCGGCCACGGCGUACUUGUACAUGCCCAUCUUUUACAGCCUGCAUGUCACCAGCGCCUACGAGUAUCUGGAGCUCCGCUUCAACCACGUUAUUCGAGCCAUGGGGUGCAUAACGUUCUCCUUACAAAUGCUCAUAUAUAUGGCAAUUGUGCUUUACGCACCGGCACUUGCACUUUCCCAAGUGACGGGAAUCAGCGUAUGGACGUCGGUGCUUUCCAUAGGCAUUGUAUGCACCUUCUACACAAGCAUUGGAGGAAUGAAAGCUGUCGUGUGGACGGACGUGUUCCAAAUAUGCCUCAUGUUCGGCUCGAUGCUGAUGAUCGCCAUCCGCGGGGCAUACGACAUCGGCGGCAUGAAGGUCGUCUACAACAGGGCCUCCGACGGAAACCGAGUCGAAUUCUUCAACUUCAGCUUAGACCCGACUGAGAGGCACACCGUGUGGGGCCUCAUCAUCGGCUGCUUCUUCACUUGGAUGUCGGUGUACGCAGUCAGCCAAGCGAUGGUCCAGCGAUACCUCACCGUGUCCACCGUCAAGGGCGCGCGAAUAGCCAUCUGGAUCAACCUUCCUGGCCUGGCGUUUUUGAUGUUGAUAUGCGCGCUGGCCGGCCUCGUCAUGUACGCCAGGUACCAAGAUUGCGACCCGCUGCUCACCAAGAAAGCGACAGCUCCUGACCAGCUACUUCCUCUCUAUGUAAUGGACAUCCUGGGAAGCCUACACGGAAUUCCUGGCCUAUUUGUUUCGGGUAUAUUUAGCGGCGCUCUGAGCACGGUUUCGUCGGGCGUAAACUCUCUAGCUGCCGUCACGCUCGAAGAUAUUAUCAAGGGAUACAUCAAGAGAGACAUGAGCGACCGCUAUGCUACGAAUCUCACGAAGAUGAUUGCCAUGUCGUACGGCCUGGUCGCCAUUGCUCUCGUCUACGGAGCGCAAAUGAUGGGCAACGUUCUUCAAGCUGCACUCUCCAUCUUCGGAAUUGUCGGCGGACCGCUUCUGGGUGUUUUCACGCUGGGCAUCUUCUUCCCCUGCGCCAACAGCAUUGGCGCCGGUGUAGGCACUAUCACCUCGUUGGUGGCUUGUUUCUGGAUCGGCUUCGGUGCUUUCGCCGCGAAGCCAGCGGUGCGCAAGGCCCCCGUAUCGGUGCUCGGAUGCAUCGGCGACUACCUGAACGCCACGGGACAGGAGAUUAACAACAUCACCUACCCGAGGCCUGUCGACGUUGCUGCCGUCAAUAAAGACAUCCUGGUCAUCUAUAGGAUUUCGUAUGUCUGGUACAGCAUGAUCGGAUGCGUCUUAGUUGUCGUCAUUGGGCUCAUCGUCAGCUUGUUCACAGGAUACACUAGACCGAGCAAGGUGAACCCGCGGACGAUCCACCCCAUCUACAACUUCCUCUGCGGAGUGAUGCUGCCAUCCUCCCUCCACGGCAAAUUCAUGGUCAAGAGUGCGGACGAGUACGAGGUCGAGCACAUGAUCGAGCUGGGAAGAUCGAAGAAGGCCUAUCUCGACAUUUCUUCCGGGGGAAAAGACAAUGCGGGCUUCGCCUCCAGUGACGAGAAGCCCAGCAUCAACGGCCUCGUGGCACCGGCCGACUCCUCCAAAGCAACGGUGAACAGCGUCGCUACGAACGGCAGCAUCGUUCAUCGACGCUCUAUGCCAGGCGUCGUCACUUCCAGCCCGGAAAUGAUCGCCUUUCGCCCAGUCACGAAUGAGUACUGGCAAGCGCCAUCGACAAAUAGGGACGUCGCAAAUGCUUACUCGAGCGAUGCUUCGGCGAUGGCUUGCGCAAAAUCUGCGCCCCCUGCGCUCGAUCAGCAGACAGCUGGAAAUGCGGCCGUAAGCACUGCCGAGGACGCCAAAAAGCGGAUAAAUGUCGACUCAACGGGACUUUCUAGAGCGCCUUCGGCAGGCCGAGAUACGCGCACGAAAAGCGAAUCCGACGAUCCCGACAAAAGCCCGGUGACCACGAUCAGGGAGCCCGGAUCAGUCGAUUCGUCCCCAUCCCAUAGCGUCCACAGGUCGCGACGCUCCGGGUCUUCUAGGAGGGAGAAGCAUCGCCGGACGAGGCAUUCCUCGUCACCAGACUCCAGGCGCAGGCCCUCGCCGCCGAAGUGUGAACCAGCGGGCAAUGAAUCAGCGACAGCAUUCUGAACAUUUUGUCAUUUCCUCCGAAUCGUGAUGGUAUGCGCUGGACGCACUGACAGUAUGCUAUACAUGUUAAACCCGAGUCGCACUUUCACAUUUCGGGCAGCAGGUCACAGUGGCGGUCGCCUGUAUUCGUCGUAUUUUACGGCUUGGACUACGCCGGCGACGAGUUUUGAGAGCAAUGCGAUUGUUAUAUGACUGACUUGGAAUGCCCGAUCGUAACUGUGACGUUAGUUUUCGCAAGAUGAAAGGGCGCCGAGCUAUUUUACUCGCGCAUCCGGAGACGGCGCAAACAACUAUUCCUGCUUGCAGCCUGGAAACCAAGAGCGCUUGCAGGUUCAAUUUUCAUCCAAUCGCCUCCUACUUGUUGUUCUGUUGAUUUGUUCAUUGUUGUGCCUCAGUCAUACGCAAUAAUACAAUUAUUGUAGCCGAAAAUUGCGUCAUAUGGUAACGAAAUUUUCUGCAACCUCACAAAGUUCGCUGCGUUUCAGCGGCGUAAAAGUACAAAAGAAAACGCAUUAUUAGAUGGGCGCUGUGUUAAAAUAUACGUUUGCGGCGUGUUGUAUACUUGGAGUGACGUUAAAUUCGAAUAAAAUGCACAGAAGUCCAAUUACUUUCAGUAAACAGUGUGAUUUGACGGCCCAUCGCUGAUCCUCCUGUGGACUGUCCGCAUCAUCUUGCGGAGUGACUCUAACGAGAAGCUGCGAUAACGUUAGAAAAUAGUUACGUUCACGCUGUGCAAAUAGAACAUAACGUAUAAUCGCAUCAUAGUGACGAAGCAAGCCUCUCUGUUACGUCGCAUUCGCACGGGUCAGCACGUACACCAGCAUGGCUCCACGAGACCAUUUUCCGCGACGCAACUGUGCCCGGCCUGCAAGACCUGCGGUGACAUCGAACACUACUUGCUUAAGUGCGGUGAACUUGAGAAAGCUCGUCAAUGUUUCCUUGAAGCACUGCAACGUUUAGGCUCGCCAUACAACAGUGUAAAUGGUAUCGCGUUUCCGCGUGGUCACUGGACAUUCAGGAAGGAGGUGUCGCGGCUAAUUUUGAAUUUUUUAAACGUUACAGAUCUCGCAUGUCACUGGUGAUGAGUGACACUUAUGUAGGGGCGUGGUGUAGUGAUAUGGGGGUCCGGCAAAACACUGUAUGCGGGAUAGCUCAUAGGCCGCCGGCAUGGGCAUUUUUGCGUAGCGCUACGCGCGACUUCUUGGUAGUCUGCCUGCGCUUACUCGAAUAUAAUCUCAAAGGAGGAAACCGGGCGGGGCAACUGCCUGCAACUCUCGCAAGGCUAGAUCCGCCGGCAACCUACAACAUCCUCCUCCGCCUUCUCCUCCUCAUCAUCAUCAUUGAACGGGUAAGGAAUACAAGAUCACACAUUUGCACAUGAUUUUACGUGGAUUUACACAGGCUUUUAAGUUGACGCCCAUCCGAGGACAAAGGAUGACGACCAUCAGUAACUCAUCGUGGCAAUUCAAGGAACUGACGUCACAUUUGGACUCAUCUGAGCGGAUGAUAAGGGCCGCAACCACAGGCGCUUCUAAGCUCAACGAGCGAAGCCAAAUGCGUUCUCAACAAAUCGCUUCGCGAACUCGCUCGGUACACUGCCGAGAAAGGCAUACCGUUUGGUCUUGUGGGCUAUGUUUAGCGAGCGGCUUCGAUGAAGGUUUAACACACUGCGUUAGUGCUUGGUACAUGGCCAGGGAACUAGCGACGUGCUCAGCUUUUCGAACGCGAGUGUUCGUUGUGCACGCCGAUCACGCGCGAAUGUGUCGUACUACCUGCUGGCGUGUCUCUCUUUGGCCGAACUCGGUCAGUUUCAUAUAAUCCCGCCUACGUAGCUAGCUUUCUGCGGCACUUAACGUAGUAGCAUUGUUAUUUGACGCCAUUGCAACGGAAGCAGCAGGCGGCGUGCAAACAUCGCUGUUGUACGCUUAAACUGCACGCGGGAGGCCACGAGAUGUCAUAGGCCAAUCCGACGCAAAAAAAAAAAAAAAAAAUCGAUGUGGCAAAGCUGCAUUGUUGCCCAGAUCGUCACAACAAAUAGCUCAGAGAAUGGCGAAAUGCGCCGUCGCAUGGGGAUGCUAGAAAAACUAGCUUUUCGUGACGUCAUUUCCAUGACAUACCUGCACGCGAGAAAUUCUUGGCGGAGUCCCGCAAAAGCUACUUUCUCGUUAUAAUUGUAUGUAAAUACGCACAAAUAUGCGGCAUUGCAUGCAUGUAAGUGUUAUUUUUGCAGUGUUAUGAUUAGAGGCCGGAUUUUUAGGCCCUAAAAAAGCUCGUUUUAGGCGCCAAAAAUAGGCAGGCAAGACAAUGUUUUAGGCUUCCAAAAUCGUAAAUAUAGGCACAAUAAAUUUUCACAUAAAUGCAAAUAAUUUCAAACGAAGACGUGCGCGACCUCUAUCUACGACAGGAAAACAAAAAUGUUAUUGCUUAAGAUGGCACAAAGGCGCCAACAUUUGAACAUAGCGUGCGUUGUCCCGCACGGUUCGCACUCCCGUGUUCUGCAGAGUGAGUCAUGUGUCCACUGUCGAAUCAGCACAUUCCUGGCUGUCUUUCCGGCAUUACUGAGAAGUGCAGAGCAGGAGCAGACAGCCAGAUUGCUAAAAGACCAGAAGGGAGGGAUUCCUCCUAUUGGCCGGGUCGAAUUGCGUAGAGCCAAUUCCUCCCCUGGCAGUGAACCACUGGCGUAGCCAGGGGGGGGGGUUUCAACCUUCUCCUCUCCCCCGAAACUUUUCAGUUUUGCGUGUGCGUAUAUACACGCACACAUACAAACAUACAAACGCAUGCACGAACAUAUAUAAAGUAUGGUUGUCAACUGCCCCCCCCCCCCCCUGAAAAAUAUUUCUGGCUACGCUACUGCAGUGAACGCCUUAAAAAGUAAAUUACAAACAAAACAAAAGCUGCGUGCAGUUCACAUUUUUCUUUUCUUUUUUUUUUUUUUUUUUUUGCUCUUCACUCUCCACUGACGGCUCUCCGCGGUUUCGCAUUCGCCAACCGCUCGGGCCACGUCAGCGCGGCGGCAAAUGCUCGCCGUCGUGUCCCGCUUCACUGCUGACAGCGGUUGGUUGGUUGACCUAGAGGACUAGAGUUGGUUGAACUAGAGGACUAUAGGUUGAACCCCAUAGUUCCCAACAGUCAAUCUUACGCGGUAACAUGGAUAGUGGUCUCAAACAGCACCCGGGAGCGAAACUUGAGGCUAAAUAGCGUUCAUAUAAGCGCUAAUUUUGAAAAUAGGCAUUUAUAGGCAUUUGCAAGCAUUUAGGCACGAAUGCCAAAAAUAGGCAUUUAUAGGCACUAUAAAAACACUAUAAAAGCCCUUCUUAACCUCUAAUUCAUGCUCAUAUGCCAAAAUGGCGCGAUAGGAGCGCAGGGAACAAAAUAGGCAUUUGCCUAAAAUCCGGUCUCUAGUUAUGAUUUAUUUUUCUCAUAGUUUCGUUAUUUUUGUAUACAGCAGUGUUUAGCUCAUUUUAUUUUAAUAUACUUUUGUUGUUUUGUUCUUUCCUUUCUUGGCCAUUUUUACUUUUAUUUGCUUUUUCUUUCCUGUUCAUAUUCCGUGAUAAUUUUACUUCAUUUUCUGCGCCCUUUAAUUUCAAACCAUUGUUAACGUCAAAAAGCAUUACCACCUGCAUGGGUUCCUGUUUUCUGUGUAAGACAUGUUUAUCGGAAAUCUCACCAUGAAACGCUUAAGGCUACAGCUUCGCCAACAAUCUGUUGAUGGUGUACCAUCGAAAUGACCAUCCUAAAGCAAAGAAAUGUGCGGCGACGACCGUAAGCUAGUGGGAAGCCCAUUUGACAGAAUGUCAAAUGGACCUGCGGAGAGCGAUGAUGAGGGCGGAGCAGCGAAAGAACCAUCUCGUGUACGUGAAAGGGUAUAUAAUUGAAGAGAGUGCAAUGACGGUAGACCAGUGGAAGGGUCAUCCAAGCCGUGGCAGUGGUCAAGCAGAGCACCUGAUUUCAAUUCGGGAAGUACUAGGCUCGAUUGACGCCUGACAUUUACCAGUUUUCCUAAUGGGAAGAGAAGUGCCUCAACCUGGAGCUCGGUGGUGUCGGCACAAAUCUCGAGAAGGUGGACUGCCUCUUCCGUUCUCAUUCACUCCGCUUCCCCUCCCGAGCCACCAUGACGCUGUGCUACGCUCCCUUAUUAGUUGCAGAAGUAAGCAUCUUUCUAAACCUCAAACCAUCAUCAAGGUGGCGGUGGAAUAAUCUGAACGAGGCCGCCGCGCUUCGAAAUUUUUGGUCGUCCAUUACGUUUCUUUCGGCAGAUGACGCGGAUCAUUGAGGAUGGUGCGCAUGAAGUCAGUGGUGUGCGUAAAUUCAGAGGUGUAAUCAGGACUGGACGUGAAACAAAAGGAAUGUGGGAUGCCAUUGGGCGCUCACGGGAAGACGACAAAUGAAGCUGUAAGGGGGAUAUGGGAUAGACAAGUUUUGAGGUGAGUGAAGCUCAAAGGAAAGUGAGGUUCCAAAAGAGGCUAAAGAAUGUGAAGGACAAUACAUGGGCAGAGGAGCUGUUCCGGUAUAUGUAUAGGAAGCUCGUUGAUUCACAAAGAACUAGGUGGCUCACCAGCAAGUAUACGGCUGGCAGCGUGAGAGAUAUGGUAACAAAUGGCGUUAAGCGAAAAGUGAGAGAGGAGGAGAAGAUUUAUCAGAGAGCAGCGAUGGGGGAAAGGCCGACUAUGAGUAACUACCGAAAGCGUACAGGCGAAAUAAGAAGGGAGGCAUUUUAUGACAACUCAAAAGGAAGCGCUUUACUGUUCGAAGCGAGGUCGGGUGGCCUUAGAAAGCGUAGUUAUCAAUUAAGCGAGAUUCAGCAAAGAAGAAAAACUAUGUACUUAAUACCGUGGGAAUGCUAAGGAAACGAAGGAGCAUGUUUCAUCUGAAUGUGAAUAUAUUCACCCGUCUGUAGAAAGCAAGCGCGCGAGGGGGAGGCAGCAAGUUUAGUUAGGUGGGCAGAUGAAAGAAGUUCGCGGGGAUAACAUGGCCACAGCAAGCAAAGGAGCGGGUUGAUUGGUGAAAUAUGGGAGAGGCAUUUGCCCUGCAGUGGGCGCAGUGAGGCUGCUGCUGCUGCUGCUGAUGAUGAUGAUGAUGAUUAUGAUGAUGAUGAUGAUGAUGUAUAUGUUUGGGCACUAACCUAAGGGAAACCUUGGACUUUGGAAACGCCACUCGAAAUGCAGACACGUCCAUGGUAGCAAUAAUCACCGUUUCGCCUCAUGAGAGGAAGAAUGAAUGCGACAGCAACAAAUUGCAAUGUUAUACGAAGUAAGGCUAGCAGCUAACACUUUUGGAUUUGGUCUCGCGUAACUCUACAAAACGCUGUUGUAAGGGAAUACGGCCGGUCCAGGGAGCGAAGUGGUUUUCAUGCUGUCUGUCGUCUCAACGCGAAGUAAGCUGUGAGAGCAGAGCACGUGAAAGGGUAUACGAGCUGUCUACUGAUGUCUGUCGAGAUAGCGCGCGCGCCAGCGCUCGCGAACACACUUCUAUUACGAAAACACUUGUCGGUUUCAUUGCACAAGCUGUGUGCUGGAUCUUGGUGUAUCUUGAAGUAAGGAGUUUAUAAAGCGCACUGGAAAGUUCAGUUCUUAGUACGAGGGCUCGUUAGUACGGUCUGGCCCGAAAUUUCAACAGCCCGCGAUCAGUAUAUCUGCGCGCGCAUUGCCGUGACCGCCUAUAUGUGCGAAAUUGCACAGUUCAUUCACAUUUUCAGAAUGUCAGUGCAGAAAGCAAGCCCUCUUACCUUAAAGCUGUGCUUGCUGUUGCAAUUCCACUUUAUUUUCUUCCGCUGUGUUUUUUUCAAUUCCUUUAUUUCACUCAGAAAGACGUACUUACUGCGUCACGUAUGCAAUGGAUGACGUCACGGGCAAUCUUGCGCCUGCCUUUCAUUAAGCAUGUAAGUUGCAU
This is a messenger RNA of Rhipicephalus sanguineus (brown dog tick), 8731 nucleotides long. Its product is annotated as sodium-coupled monocarboxylate transporter 1-like. The record is from RefSeq and is a predicted model, not a curated record. NCBI's taxonomy places the organism in Eukaryota, Metazoa, Arthropoda, Arachnida, Ixodida, Ixodidae. Gene Ontology annotation, cellular component: membrane. Gene Ontology annotation, molecular function: symporter activity. Gene Ontology annotation, biological process: sodium ion transport; transmembrane transport.